AUGGAGCGGUACCAAAAGCUUGAAAAAAUUGGCGAAGGCACGUAUGGCGUGGUGUACAAGGCUAAGGACCGUGUGACGGGUGAGGUGAUUGCACUAAAGAAAAUUCGAUUGGAGGCUGAAGACGAGGGCAUUCCCAGCACAGCCAUUCGCGAGAUUUCAUUGCUCAAGGAGCUCCAGCAUUGCAACAUUGUGCGCCUGUACAACAUUGUGCACACAGAGCGCAAGCUCACGCUUGUGUUUGAGUACCUAGACCAGGAUUUAAAGAAAUACCUGGAUGUAUGCGAGAAAGGACUGGAAAAGCCUAUCCUUAAGUCCUUCCUGUACCAGUUACUGCGCGGUAUUGCUUACUGCCACCAGCAUCGCGUUUUGCAUCGUGACUUAAAGCCGCAAAACUUGCUAAUAAAUCGGGAGGGCGAGCUCAAACUCGGCGACUUUGGUCUCGCGCGUGCCUUCGGCAUUCCAGUACGAAGCUACACACAUGAGGUUGUGACGCUUUGGUAUCGCGCACCUGAUGUUCUGAUGGGGUCUCGAAAAUAUUCAACGCCUGUAGAUAUCUGGAGCGUGGGCUGCAUUUUUGCUGAGAUGGCCAACGGUGGUCCUCUGUUCGCAGGCACGUCGGAAGCGGACCAGCUCGACCGCAUAUUCCGCCUUUUAGGUACACCCACGGUUGAUAUCUAUCCAGCUAUCGUUGAUCUGCCGGAUUAUAGACGAGAUUUUUCUGUGUACCCAACGCCAGAAACCUUGGCACACCUCGUUCCGAGUUUAGACGCGGAUGGCGUGGACUUGCUGGAGCAGAUGCUGCAGUACGACCCCGUCAAGCGUGUUACCGCGGCUGAUGCGAUGGGUCACCCGUAUUUUAGUGAUUUGUCUCCAGCACUUACUGAGAAUCAAUAA
This is a messenger RNA of Plasmopara halstedii, 894 nucleotides long. Its product is annotated as cmgc cdk protein kinase. Lineage: Eukaryota; Oomycota; Peronosporomycetes; Peronosporales; Peronosporaceae. Gene Ontology annotation, molecular function: cyclin-dependent protein serine/threonine kinase activity; ATP binding. Gene Ontology annotation, biological process: protein phosphorylation. The transcript has 4 exons. The record is from RefSeq and is a predicted model, not a curated record. Gene Ontology annotation, cellular component: cytoplasm; nucleus. Bases 1 to 894 code for a protein of 297 amino acids.